Messenger RNA from Momordica charantia (bitter melon), 1339 nucleotides. RefSeq names its product transcription factor bHLH30. Gene Ontology annotation, biological process: regulation of DNA-templated transcription. NCBI's taxonomy places the organism in Eukaryota, Viridiplantae, Streptophyta, Magnoliopsida, Cucurbitales, Cucurbitaceae. Gene Ontology annotation, molecular function: protein dimerization activity; DNA-binding transcription factor activity. The record is from RefSeq and is a predicted model, not a curated record.
AUUUCCUUGGAGGUAGAGUGUAGAGCAGAAGCGAUCUGAUGAUUUAGUUGCAGACAUGAUAAUGGGUUCCGCUGUUAAAUCACAUAACAGAGUAGAGACUGUGACCUGAGCAGGACUUUUGCUCUUCCUUUUUUUCUUCCAAUUCCAAUUCCUAUUUCCGUAUUGCACGCUGACUCACUCGCCAUAACACAAACCCCACUCUCUGUUCGCGUUAGCCCCCCAAUGUCGCUUCCAAUUCUCCCAUUCUGAAACCCCAUCUUUGAUCUGUUUUCUCCUCUCCAUCGGAAAUCCGCAAUCUCCCCUGAUGGGGCACUUUUCCCGGAUUUACUCCUACACUUCUUGUUUCCAGAGGCCCAACGAUGGGCUUUCCGCUAACUCGGCGGCAAUGAGAAAUGGGUCGGCCUCAACUUCCGCAUUGGUGCUGGAUUGCGAGAAGGAUGAGCUCGUGGAAGCCCCAUUGAAGCUGGAGAGUAAAGGGGUUCCGGCUGAGAGGAGCGCCGCCGCGCUCAAGAACCACAGCGAGGCCGAGAGGAGGCGCAGGGCCAGGAUCAAUGGCCAUCUCGGCAGUCUUCGGAGCCUCCUGCCCGGUGGGAAGAAGAUGGAUAAAGCAACACUGCUUGCAGAAGUAAUCAGCCAUUUGAAAGUGCUGAAAAGAGCUGCAGCAGAAGUUAGUGAAGUUCAUAUCAUACCGAAAGAAAUCGACGAAAUCACAGUUGAACAACAGGAGGAUGGACUAGAUGGAGUGGCGUAUUCGAUUAGAGCGUCGCUUUGUUGUGAUUAUAAACCCGGCCUCCUGCCCGAUUUGAGACGCGCACUCCAUGCUCUUGACCUGAUCAUAAAGAGGGCAGAGAUUGCAACCUUAAACGGCAGAAUGAAAAAUGUGUUUGUGUUAACCAGCUGCAAAGAAGGAAGCAUUGAAACUAGUGAAUUGCGGCGGUUCCUGGAGAGCUCCGUGCACCAGGCCAUCCAAUCUGUACUGAACAACUUCUCCGAUCCGCAAGAGUUAUCGUUUAUGACAUUUUCGAACAAGAGACGGCGAGUUUCGGUUUUCAAUUCCUCGAGCUCAUCUUCCAUUGGUGAUUUCUGGUGAGCGAAUGCUGCCAUUUGUGCUGAUUGCUGGUUUUUCCAUCUUUGAGAAGAUUAUAGCAUAUGUCCAUAAGAUUCAAGAAACAGUCUGUCUGGUUAAAAGUGAGUGAUGACCCAUAAUCCUUCUACUAGAACAGUACAAGGAUAUACCAUUUAUACUACUGAUAUGUUUGUGCCAGUAUUUUCGAAUUCACUUGCGUCGACAUUGUAUCUUUUAAUAGUGUAUAAAUAUAAAUUAAAAGUUAGUAACCGA